Pongo pygmaeus (Bornean orangutan) is the source of this 1999-nucleotide messenger RNA. RefSeq names its product cortexin 3 (gene CTXN3). The transcript is spliced from 5 exons. The record is from RefSeq and is a predicted model, not a curated record. Lineage: Eukaryota; Metazoa; Chordata; Mammalia; Primates; Hominidae. The coding region runs from base 920 to 1165 and encodes 81 amino acids.
UACUGCCUCUACUCGCUGAAGCAGAAUCCUCUGAAGAGUUGCUGAGGCAGAACUGAAAUCAUGGCUCACCUCAAAGAAGCAGCAGUAUUGGCCGUUAAUGAUGCCUCACACAGAAAGACGGUGCUCCUUUAACUCGGGGUUUUAAUGGGAAGUUUCUAAGCCUGAAAAAACAGCUUUAGACCUGGGGUGUGCCAUCAGCUGCCUUGCAGCUACCACUGUCUACUGCUUUCACACAGCGUGGUCGGGAAGAAUGGAAACUAAAGAGGCUCGUAACUACCUGUAACUGUUCCACCAGGAUACGGAUCAAAUGUUUGUUCAGCCAGAGCCAGUCACCUAAAACGUCCAACCUUCCAAAAUGUAACAAGGAUGUUCUGAUUUGUUUACAAAGGAUCACAACUCAACCACUCGUAUUGACAGCGUUGACUGUCCCUGGCUGAUAAGCUGUGUGCAGCACUAGCCUUUUGAGAUUCCACCCAUCAACACGGAGGCCAAGGAAAAUUUAAUGAGCCAAAUAACUUAUGGCUCUUCAAAUUACAAGAUCUGUGGGUUUUAAAGUGUCAUUGUGACUUGAACUAGCUGUGGUUCUUUCAAACAAGACUUACUUCAAAUGUGAUGAUCCAGCACCUCAGUCCGGCUUGAUGACUUCUGCUUUUGUUUUUCCUCUCUGCAUCAGUUAGCUGGCACCUCGGAUUUUGAAUUCAGUUCCCUGCACUUAUUAAAAUUAGACUUUAUCUCCGGAGCACCCACAAAUGGACCUGACAAAGGGAAGACACAGAUGUACUGCAUGAUGAGGAAAGCCUAUCAGGAUUAAAAUAUGGCUAUAACUCAGCCUCUCCAGAGUGCAGCCACCAUGACCUCCGCAGAUUGAUGAUGGAAGAAAAGAAAACCAGGAUAUCCUGUGCUCUGGCUUCCCUGGACCAUGGAUGGAGGACAGCCCAUCCCUUCAUCCCUAGUGCCGCUUGGGAACGUAUCAGCAGAUUCUAGCAUGUCCCUGGAGCAGAAAACGACAUUCGUUUUUGUGAUUUUGUUGUUUAUUUUCUUGGGCAUUCUCAUUGUCCGGUGCUUCCGGAUUCUUUUGGAUCCAUAUCGAAGCAUGCCAACCUCUACCUGGGCUGAUGGACUUGAAGGCCUGGAGAAAGGGCAGUUCGACCAUGCCCUUGCUUAGGAGGGAUGGCGUGGGAUCUCCUCCUGAGGAGAUGAAGUGCUUUGUGUCUUGGCGAGGAUUCCCUUUAUUUAGUGUUCUCAACAAAUCAAAUUUAAACAAUAUUUGGUCCCAGGACCAUAAUCCAUUAUUCCAUAAAUAUGCAGUUGAGUUAAAGACAUUUGAGGAUGAUGGAAAUGGACAUUUAUAUAACUAAUCCAACAUAAGAAGGUUUAAAUUUUUAUGUUUGCUCAAUGAAUGAGUACUCUUAAAAUUGUGUGAUUGUGAAACCAAGAGCAUUAAUACUGACAUAGAUUUGCUAUCAAACAAAACACCACCUGAUCUGACUAAAGAAUAAAAGACUAGAAAGGAUCUCAUAUGAAUCUGGUGACAAGGCCAGGAAGAGAUUUCCUUGCUCUAAUUAUGUCUAUAUUUGUUUUAUUUCAUGGACACCUAUCUGGGUCCUGAGCAGAAUGAGGAAGAUUGUGCUGAAUGGACCCAAAGUAGUUCCUUGUUUUCUCCUAAAGCAGGGAGCAUUGGGAAGCAAUGGGAAAGCUUAAAAGAGAUGAUUCUGUCCUUGGUGAAUGUGAAUGAGAAUAGCGUUUUGUUUUUCAAGUAAAACUUAAUUCAAAGGCUACAGAGUUUUAAAAACUAUUUACCAAGCCAACUACAUUAUAUGUAUUCAUAUUAAUAACAUGUAUAGAGGUAGCUAUACAUUACUUGAAUUUACAUGUUACACAAAUGAUUUAAAUAAUAGGUUGCAAGUGCAGCUUCAAGUUUUUUUUUUAAUGAAAAGUUAAUUGUUUAGAGGAGAAGACUUUUAUAGUCUUCAGAGGAAUGUGUAUUUAUGAUUGUAUA